AAUUUGCGGAAUUAAUUAGAUUUAUUGUGGAUCGCGUUCGCAAGGUAAGUGAUGUAACCUCUUUUCUAGAUUUAUCAGCAAACUAUAGGUAUGUUUUACGAAUCGAAUUAUUCAUGAUUUCGAAUUUGAUGCAUGGAUUAUAUGUAUAUUUUUAGAAUAUUGUAUGACUCUGAUUGAACGUAUUUGCUUCUGAUUUGAAUUGUGUUUAAUUGCUCUGAUAUUGUACUUUUCGGCUUGGAACACUGAACAUAAUGUAAAAAAAAGAUAAAGACGUGAAAUAGAUUUAGACUUGCAGUCGGGCUAUGUUGAGGACCCUGUCAAUGGGGGCUAAUACAUUGGUACCGCAAGAAGAAUAGUCGGUGAUAUGACCCUGCCACAGGAAACAUGUGGCCAUAGUUUCUGGCUGUUGAGUUGAAUCUGAUAAAUUGAAAUAACAUAAGAUAUGAACAAUAUUUGGUUUUGACACUGCAUGUUUUCAUGACUGAAUUAUGAAAUAGAGAACUAAUUGAACUUCGACCUGGCUAUGUUGAGGACCCCGCCGAUGGGGGCAGAUACGUUGGCAAUUGAUUAUCCUGAAGGACUCACCGCAAGAAGAUUAGUCGGUGUUGAUGACCUUGCCAUAGAAACAUGUGGUCAUAGUCCAGGAUCGAUAAGAUGAAUUGAAUAUGUGAAAGAAUCUCGAAACCGUGAAUAGAAUCUUAUGAAUUCAAAACAUAUUGGACUUGUACUUUGGAACUGCAUUUAUAUUUAUUUUCCACAUAUUACUGCUUGAUUUAUCUAGUUAGAGUGUUCAUCACUUACUGGGAUGUCUAGCUCAUUAUACCAUCUCUUGUUGUUUUACAGAUUCCGAGAACUAGACUAUUGGGGAUUCAAAAUGGGAGAGCGACUAGAAGAAUUGUGGCCCAAAUUAUCUUAGAUUAGGGUUAUUUAAGUUGAAUUGAUUAUUAUGGACAUUUAUCAUGAUUAUUGGACUUUGCAAGGUUUUGUCAUUUUAAGAAUUAGGUUUCUGCAUGUUGGUCAAUUAUUGUUCCGUUGCGUAUUUAGAACUGUGAGACCUUAUGACUUGAAUCAGUCAAUGGAAUAAGAUUGCAUUUAUUCAGUUAAAUUAAUUUAGAUUUAUAAAAUUGAGAUGUUUGGUGAAGAUGCCUUGCAUGCUCGUGGGGAGAGUUUCCUACGGGUGUGUGGCGGUUGGCGCGACAUAAAUCUUAACAAAAAUAAGGUAACUUCUUUUCUUUUAAGAAUGCAUGCUAGUGAGUGGGGGCUUGAUUCUGGCUAAUGUGGAGCCAAUCAUGAAGGAAACUUAUUAUCAUUUCCAAAUAACCUGCUUUUAAAAUAUAAGAAUUUCCACUUGUCAAGACAACAUCAUCUAUUUAGUUCAAUGCUCUCUAAUAUACAUGUUCUCAUUCUUAUUAUACAUGACUUUCCUCUUUCCUCACUACUUUCCAUUUUUAAUAAUUUAACAGCCAGCAAUGCUUCUCUGAAGCAUCAAUGCGUCGACCAGCUGAUUUAUUAUCUCAUCUUACACAACAAUCAGAACAGUCAUGAAUGUUUUAUAUGAUGGCCUUGGAGAAGUUUUUCUUGCUGUACUGAAAAUGUAGAUACAUGGGAAGAAGUUCUUGAAGAUCUUGCUGAGGUAAUUAAAAGAAGCUCAGCAAGGUCCCGCAUGCAGGUUGAUAUAUCCAAUAUUAUGUGCCAGUUCUGGAACGUUUGUGAAUCUUAGUGCAGUAAUGCUUCGGCUUUGUGAACCCUUUCUAGAUGCAGCCACAACAAAAAGGGACAAAAUUGAUCCAAAAUAUUUAUGUUAUAACAAUCGUCUAGAAUUUAGACAAUUGACAGCAAUGCAUGCAUCAUCUGAAGAGGUUGCAGCAUGGAUAGGUAAUGAAAACUGCAAGAAGACUGAUGGGCAUGUCAACCGUGUAUUAGAAUCCCAAGAAGCUACCAGCUCUGGUAGUAAUAGUGAGAGUGUUGCCGUUUCUAAAGAAAAGCCAUUGAUGGGUUGUUCAAGAAAGAAUAAAUGUUCAUUUAUAUGCGAGUGUUUCUUUCUGACUGCAAGAGUACUUAGGAAAGCACUGUCAGACUUCAAACAUCUUGCUCAGAACAUCAGGACCUCGCUAGAGCAGGCCAACCUCAGUGAUCGGUUAGUGACUACUGCCGUCUCAAUCUCCAUUGGUGCCUUAACCAACAGCUCCCUCCAUCUCAAUCUGCUUGAUGCCUGAAGCUACCGAAUUCAUGAAUGAUCUUGUUAAGUUCCUUAAACAGUUUGCGAAUUCUAUAUAUAAAAACACUUUUACCCUUGCUUUAACCAACACCUACCCUCCAUCUCAAUCUACUUGAUGCCUGAAGCUACCGAAUUCAUGAAAGAUCUUGUUAAGUUCCUUAAAUAGUUUGCGAAUUCUAUAUAUAAAUCCACUUUUACCCUUGCUUUGCCACCGAUCCGUUUCAUACAUCCUUGGACUACGCUUUUGUUUCAUGGAAAAAGGCAACUCUUCGAUGCAACGUAUGAUGGUUUUCUAUGGACAUGGAGAAGAUCAGUGGACAAGAAAUCCAAAUAAUAAUUGAGGAGACUAGGUUGCCCUUUUGCUAGGCAAAAGGAAACUCCUGAACUCAUAAAAUCUUAUAUUAUAGAUCUCUAAAAGCAAGUGGAUGAUGUUGAAAGUGAGAGAACUCCCAAGAAGCAAGUUUCUAGUUGGUACGCUAGUAUUUGCUUAGUUUUGUUCAAUGAGAACCUCAAACCACCUGGGUAAAGGUAGUGUUCUGCAUUGGAGAAAAUUAGAAUCUGCUGCAAAUUUCUCUAUUGCACAAUAUUACUAACAUGAUCGUGUUGCUUCCAGUAUUGAUAAGAUUAUGCAACAAAACCAAUGUUACUUCAA
Phoenix dactylifera (date palm) is the source of this 2870-nucleotide messenger RNA. Lineage: Eukaryota; Viridiplantae; Streptophyta; Magnoliopsida; Arecales; Arecaceae. The record is from RefSeq and is a predicted model, not a curated record.